This is a messenger RNA of Ornithodoros turicata, 3387 nucleotides long. RefSeq lists its product as uncharacterized. The record is from RefSeq and is a predicted model, not a curated record. Lineage: Eukaryota; Metazoa; Arthropoda; Arachnida; Ixodida; Argasidae. Gene Ontology annotation, biological process: DNA integration. Bases 1 to 3387 code for a protein of 1128 amino acids. Gene Ontology annotation, molecular function: nucleic acid binding. The transcript has a single exon.
AUGGACCCUUCGGAAGCGUGGCGAUUGGAUGCCCUUGGCAUAAGCGAUCCGGUUCCUGAUCCCGACGAUGACUUUGCGGCCGCCUACUUUACAAGCCAUGUACGGCAAUGUGACGGUCGCUACGUCGUCCCGCUAAUGGUUAAACCAGAACUAGGGCUCCCUGCUUGCGCCAAUAACAGGAAUACGGCUCUACAGCGCCUCCUCUCGCAACUACGUCGGUUUCGUUUCGACCCAGAAUUGCUGUCUCAGUAUGACAAGGUCAUACGUGAGUAUUUUGACGAAGGUCAUGCUGAGAAGGUAAUGGGGAUCACCAGCCGCCAAGAAAACGUUUAUUACAUGCCCCAUCACGCGGUUGUGCGACAAGAGGCGAUCACCACGAAACUCAGCGUUGUAUAUGAUGCGUCGUCCCACUUGCCAGGUCAGCAAUCGUUGAAUACUCUCCUGAUGAAAGGGCCGAAGCUAAACGCAGAUCUGCUCCAUCUUCUGUUGCAGUUCCGCUGCAGCUCCACGGUUUUAACCGCCGACAUCAGGAAGGCAUACCUGCAAAUCAUCAUUCGCCCCGAAGACAGAGAUUUCCUUCGCUUUCUGUGGGUAAAGGAUGUACGGCAGGCAUCCAACGACAGCAAUCUCGAACUUGUCGAGUGGCGGAUGACUAGAGUCCCUUUCGGAGCUACUUCGAGUCCAUUUUUGCUAGCAGCAACGCUGCAACACCACUUUGAGGUAGUUUGCUCGGAUUAUCCCAACACCGUAUCCCGCAUCCGGACGGGGUUUCAUGUCGACGAUCUGGUCGUCGGCUGCACGUCAGGCGGUGAUGCGUUGCAGGUAUACCAAGAAACGGUAGAAAUACUGAAAUCCGCUGGAAUGGAUAUUCGCAAGUGGACCUCAAACUCUCCGGUUCUGCGGGAGAGGUUUCUCAUGGACGGCACGCCCUAUGACAAUGCCUCCGACGGCGACCCCAUCGUCAAGGUUCUCGGCCUAUAUUGGGAUCGCAGCACGGACGGUCUUCUUCUCAACACGACUCGAGCAGCAGACUUCGCCGUCGCACACCCUGCCACGAAGCGCACUGUCCUGAAAGCAUUUUCACUUGUGUAUGACCCCUUGGGGUACAUCGCACCUGUCAUUAUAUCUGCGAGAAUUCUGUUUCAAGACCUGUGGCACAAUGGCCUAUCGUGGGACCAACCAGUUAGCGAAUCAGACAACGUAAUCUGGGAGAAGUGGAAGGUCAGCCUGGGAGAAUUGAACCUGCUCAGACUCCCGCGCUGCGCUCUCCCUGAAGAUAACUCACCCGUCGAUGUGCACUGUUUCGCAGAUGCCAGUCCGAAAGCCUAUGGCACUGCCAUACACUUGCGGAGUCUUUCUCCCAACGGCUCUCUUCUGGUCCAUUUGCUCAUAGCACGGGCUCGUCUGGCACCAUUAAAACAGGUGUCGUUGCCUCGUCUCGAGCUCCUCGCCUGCCUCUUGGCUACACGUCUCUACCGUCACGUUUCCGCGAUGAAGACUCUCAGUCAAGUGCCAGUACAUUUUUGGACAGAUUCCACCAUCGCUCUUCAGUGGAUUCAUGGAUCUGGCAGCAAAACCCAGCAAUUUGUUCAGUCUCGAAUAACCGAAAUCUUGUCUUCAUCGCGCGCUGAUCAAUGGUUCCACUGCAGCGGUAGUGACAACCCCGCGGAUUUGCUCACUCGGGGCGUAUCCGCUACCACUCUGAAGUGCUGCAGAUUGUGGUGGACAGGUCCCGGCUGGCUCUCGUCGUCGUUUGGCACCUUCGUGAGUACAGAAAACCAGCUUUGCCAACCAGGGACUCGAUUAACCGAUGACAGAGCCUCUCCAGCAAGUGAAUGUCCAGCUGUGCUCAAACAUGACUUCGUUUUGGCAGUCGUCGCAAUUGAAGAAUGGAUGGAGAUCACGGACUACGGGACGUCAUCCAGGCUCCUUCGGGUCACCGCCUGGAUGCUGAGAUUUGCGAACAACGUUAGAUCUGCGAGACCAUCCGUGUCUGGUCCACUCACACUUGAGGAAAUCACGCAUGUUGAGAACUUUUGGAUCCGUCGCGUGCAGGCUGAGGCUUUCCCCCAUGAGGUUGCCGCUCUCAGCAAAGGAAACGUCGUCAAACCAUCAUCGUCCCUACAUGCGUUCCAACUGUUUUUGGACGCCAACGGCAUCAUGCGCGUCGGCGGCCGUCUUCAUCAACUGAACGUGGUCGACGCCAUAAAGCACCCCAUUCUUCUGCCAUCGAAGCAUCACUUUACGCAUCUCGUAAUACUCGACGUUCACCGACAAGCCCUGCACGCCGGAGUACAAGAUACUAUCACCCAAGUCAGGAACCGAUUUUGGGUCCUCCGGGCACGCCAGACGGUUCGUCGCGUCCUACACUCCUGCCUCAGCUGCCGCCGGCAGCGCGCCGAACUCGCAAGCGUUCCAACGGCCCCCCUCCCCCGCGAGAGAAUCACACAGGCCAACCCUUUCUCGGUAGUUGGUCUGGAUUUCGCAGGGCCGCUGUUCAUCACGAACGCCGCAUCAGGAAAAGCAUACAUCGUCCUUUUCUCGUGUGGCGUCACCCGAGCCAUCCACCUAGAGCUCGCAUCUUCUAUGAACGCUGUAGACUUUCUACUGGCCUUCCGUCGCUUCGUUUCAAGACGUGGUGUGCCCACCCUGGUCUAUUCAGACAACGCCCGAACGUUUCACACGUGCGCAGCCAUCUUGUCUGCGCCCACCACAGCUGAAGUACAAGAUUUUGCAACUCAGCACCGUAUACAGUGGCGGUUCAUCGUCGAGCGAGCACCUUGGUGGGGCGGAUGGUGGGAACGCCUCAUCGGCACCGUGAAGGCUGCUCUAAGGCGAUGUCUCGGUAGAAGCCGCCUUACUUUCGAGCAACUAACUACAGCCCUAUGCGAUGUGGAAGCUCUCGUAAAUUCCCGCCCGUUAACCCACGUCGCAUCUGAUGUCGAGGAACUCGUACCCCUCACGCCAAGCCACUUUCUGAUAGGCAAACGAGCCAUCUCUCUACCGGGCGAACACGCUGCCAUCUCACAGCCUGACGCGGAGGACCUCCGGCACAACUUCAGAGAAAUGCUGAAGGCGAAGGAACUCUUCUGGAAGCGCUGGAGAUACGAGUACCUUCUGCAGCUGAGGUCUGCCCACGUGACUGCGUCUCCUACCCAAAGUCGUUUCAAGAAAGGGGAUGUGGUGGUGCUUCAGGAAGAUAAUGUCCGUCCCCCUUUUUGGAAGCUCGGACGCAUAGCGAAGUUAAUACGAGGGAGAGAUGGGUUAGUGCGGGCAUGCUCAGUACGUCUCGCAAGCGGCACUACCGUAACCCGUCCAGUUCAAAGGCUUUGCCGUUUGGAAGCAGACGUCUCGUCACCCGCGGCCGGGGAUGAUGUUGCGGAUUAA